CGGGCAGGCCCUGCCCUGAAGGAGCGAAGCGGGGCGAGCGAGAGGUGGAGCCCGCCCCGGCAGCGGACCCAGGCCCCAGCUCAUGCGGGGCGCCCCUGGCUUGGAAGAGUCCUCCGGGCAGAAAGCAGCUCCAGGCGGCGGCCCGGGAGGAAGAGGAAGGGACAGGGCUCAGCCUGGGCAAUCCGGACCUUUCCUGUCGCGUUUGCAGCCCGGGGCUGUCCCGAAGUCUGCUCUUGGCGCCGCUGCUGGGACUAGGGCAGCACCUGCCUGGACCCGGACUUGGACUCCCUGCUCCUCGUAGGCGGCAGCAUCUCCACGCCACCCAGCUCUUCCGCGGUCUCCCUCUGCUUGGGGGCAGUCACGGCCAAGUUACACUCGAAUACAUUCAUGGUGAGAGCCCAUUGACCUUCUUGGUUCCUUCCCGUGCUCUUCCGGCCUCAGGUUCGCCUGUCCCACCCGGAGGCUCGGGAUACCAGUUCCCCCCACCUACCUGUGCAGCCCGGCUCACGACCCUGCUUUCCGCGUCCUCCUCUCUGGAGUCCUCACUGCUGCCCUGGAUUCCUGGCGUCUCUCAUGUUCCUGUUGAAGUCCUGCGUUAGCCUAUUUAGCUCUGUGCUUAACUCCUCUGCCUUGAAGUCCUGCCAUUUAUUUUCGAACCUCUCAAAGUCAGCCAGGGUCACUGUCAUAUCUGUAUGCUGAGCCUGCUGUGCAGGGGACGCGCAGGACCCACACAAAAGUAUUAUGAGGGAGGCCGAGGACCUCAUGCUCCGGACAGAGACACGGCGCUGGGAUUAGGGAUUGCCACUUCUGAGAGGAUGCUGGGGAUCUGCAGAGGGAGACGGAAAUUCCUGGCUGCCUCUUUGACUCUGCUCUGUAUCCCGGCCGUCACCUGGAUUUACUUGUUUGCUGGGAGCUUCGAAGGUCCAUCUCCAGAACCUGCCCUUCAGGGGAAGCUCUGGAGCAGGGACCCAUAUCUUGGAAGCAGCCCCCUUGAUGGGAAGCCCGUGUCCCUGUCACCGCUGGAGUCCCAGGCUCACAGUCCCCGCUAUGCAGCCUCCAGCCAGCGUGAGCGCGAGAGCCUGGAGGUGCGCAUGCGCGAGGUCGAGGCCGAGAACCGCGCGCUGCGCAGACAGCUCAGCCUGGCCCAGGGCCGCGGCCCCGCGCACCAUCGAGGCAACCACUCCAGGACCUACUCCAUGGAGGAGGGCACCGGGGACAGCGAGAACCUGCGGGCUGGCAUCGUGGCAGGCAACAGCUCCGAGUGUGGGCAGCAGCCGGUGGUGGAGAAGUGUGAGACGAUCCACGUCGCCAUCGUCUGUGCCGGAUACAAUGCCAGCCGGGACGUCGUCACCUUGGUCAAGUCCGUCCUCUUUCACAGACGGAACCCUCUGCACUUCCACCUCAUUGCUGACUCCAUCGCCGAGCAGAUCCUGGCCACGCUCUUCCAGACCUGGAUGGUGCCCGCUGUGCGCGUGGACUUCUACAAUGCAGAUGAGCUCAAGUCUGAAGUUUCUUGGAUCCCCAACAAACAUUACUCUGGGAUUUAUGGCCUGAUGAAGCUCGUCCUGACCAAAACUCUUCCUGCCAACCUGGAGAGAGUCAUUGUCCUCGACACAGAUAUCACCUUUGCAACCGACAUCGCAGAGCUCUGGGCUGUGUUCCACAAGUUCAAAGGUCAGCAGGUCCUGGGCUUGGUAGAGAACCAGAGUGACUGGUACCUUGGAAACCUGUGGAAAAAUCACCGCCCGUGGCCAGCCCUUGGGAGGGGCUACAACACAGGGGUGAUUCUGCUGCUUCUGGACAAGCUGCGGAAGAUGAAAUGGGAGCAGAUGUGGAGACUGACGGCAGAGAGGGAGCUCAUGGGCAUGCUGUCUACAUCCUUGGCUGACCAGGAUAUUUUCAAUGCCGUCAUCAAGCAGAACCCCUUCCUGGUGUAUCAGCUGCCCUGCUUCUGGAAUGUGCAGCUGUCAGACCACACCCGCUCCGAGCAGUGCUACAGAGACGUGUCUGAUCUAAAGGUCAUCCACUGGAACUCCCCCAAGAAGCUGCGGGUGAAGAACAAGCACGUGGAGUUCUUCCGCAACCUCUACCUGACCUUCCUGGAGUACGACGGCAACCUGCUGCGGCGGGAGCUGUUCGGCUGCCCCAGCGAGGCCGACGUCAACAGCAAGAAUCUCCAGAAGCAGCUGUCGGAGCUCGAUGAGGACGACCUGUGCUAUGAGUUCCGGCGGGAGCGCUUCACCGUGCACCGCACCCACCUGUACUUCCUGCACUACGAGUACGAGCCAGCUGCAGACGGCACCGACGUCACCCUGGUUGCCCAGCUCUCCAUGGACAGGCUCCAGAUGCUGGAGGCCAUCUGCAAGCACUGGGAGGGACCCAUCAGUCUGGCCCUCUACCUGUCGGAUGCUGAGGCCCAGCAGUUCCUCCGCUACGCCCAGGGCUCCGAGGUGCUCAUGAGCCGCCACAACGUGGGCUACCACAUCGUGUACAAGGAGGGCCAGUUCUACCCUGUGAACCUCCUGCGCAACGUGGCCAUGAAGCACAUCAGCACCCCCUACACGUUCCUGUCGGACAUCGACUUCCUGCCCAUGUACGGGCUCUAUGAGUACCUCAGGAAGUCUGUCAUCCAGCUUGACCUCGCCAAUACCAAGAAAGCGAUGAUUGUCCCCGCAUUUGAGACACUGCGCUACCGGCUGUCUUUCCCCAAGUCGAAAGCAGAGUUGCUAUCAAUGCUGGACAUGGGGACCCUCUUCACAUUCAGGUACCACGUCUGGACAAAAGGCCACGCACCCACAAACUUCGCCAAGUGGCGGACCGCCACCACGCCUUACCGGGUUGAGUGGGAGGCUGACUUUGAGCCGUACGUGGUGGUGCGUCAGGACUGCCCCGAGUAUGACCGGAGGUUUGUGGGCUUCGGCUGGAACAAGGUGGCUCACAUCAUGGAACUGGAUGCGCAGGAAUAUGAGUUCAUCGUGCUGCCCAACGCCUACAUGAUCCACAUGCCCCACGCCCCCAGCUUCGACAUCACCAAGUUCCGUUCCAACAAGCAAUACCGCAUCUGUCUCAAAACCCUGAAGGAAGAGUUUCAGCAGGACAUGUCCCGCCGCUACGGCUUUGCCGCCCUGAAAUAUCUCACGGCCGAGAACAACAGCUAGCACCAAGAGGCCACCACUAGGGAGAGACAUGCCACAGGGGACGAGCGACUGGCUGUUUGGGGCCCAGCCUUCAAAGUCGAAAUUGAGCAUUUGGGGUUUCAUUUUUCUUUGUCCCUUUGGCCCUGCCGGGCUGCUCUCGCUGCAGAGAUCUUGACGGGGACACAGCCAGCUGCAGAGAGUUUGGCAUUCCCAGGGCGUAGAAUUCCCAGGCCUGGCCACACAAGUCUCCUCAAGAAGGGACCUAGAGGGGAGAGCGAGGAAGGGGUUAUCAUCUUACCACAAAGCCACAAACCAAGACAGGGCUUCCAGAUAUUCUUAUGGCUUUUUAAUAGUCAUGGGUCCCCUGGUAGCUGGAGGUGGGGAGUCACAGUGCUGGGGUUUGCUCAUCCCGGGAAGUAAGAGCACGCCAUCUCGUCCUCAGAGGAGACCUUCCUCACCCUGCAGCGUAGUUCGGCACCCAAGGGGAGGGCUAACCAAGGAUGGGAACUAGCCAUUGGGAAGAACCCCGUGGGGACAACGGAUCCGGAGGGACCUGGAGUUGGGCUGGUCGAUUCUUUAUCCUCAAAGUCCCUCUUGUUUUCUUUUGAUUUGCUUUAGUUUGGGGGAUUAAGUUUCUUUUUGGUCCGGGAAUCCAAACUAGAAAAUCUGGUCCUCUCAGGCCCUAAAAGGAAAGUCAGCUGCCUCAACCAGCGUCCCCUGUCAGCAGUGGCCCGAUGAGGAGGACAGGAAUCUCCAGCAACUAUCCAGACGUGGGCAGCUGGCGCUCCUCACCCAAGGCCCCCUCCAGGACCCAGGGCUGCGACGGGGACUGCAGAGACACAGCUCCUGGCGUGCGGUCACGUUUCCCAUGGGCAGCGGCCGGGUCACGAGGAAAGGGCUUUGAAGGAGACGUUUCCAUGCACACUGAAGGGACAACCCUCUCAGGCCUUCAGAAGAACUCGGGGCAUUCCCGGGUGCCCAAUGUGACCACUCGUGUGACCCUGGGGGAGGCCCCCGGGGAAAGGAUGGAGCUGGGGUCCUCUGUUCUUGCCCACUUCCCUGUGGAGGGGAAGAGGUGGCCACCUGAGUCUCCCCUGGGGACCUGUCCAGGGGGCAGGCACCUUCACCGCUCCACAGACGAGGAGACACUGGACUUUUUACCCGUUUUCUUUACUCUUCAGUAUUAAUGUUGUGUUUACACUGACGAGAACACACGAGUGGACGCCCUGCCCUGCGCCGGGCUGUUGGUAUGGCCUUGCCAUGUGACCAGGGAAAGCAGCACUCAAUAAAGGAAAGUACUGACUGUU
Ictidomys tridecemlineatus (thirteen-lined ground squirrel) is the source of this 4444-nucleotide messenger RNA. The record is from RefSeq and is a predicted model, not a curated record. NCBI's taxonomy places the organism in Eukaryota, Metazoa, Chordata, Mammalia, Rodentia, Sciuridae.